Gracilinanus agilis (Agile Gracile Mouse Opossum) is the source of this 726-nucleotide messenger RNA. It is a transcript of the gene CLEC19A, whose product is annotated as C-type lectin domain containing 19A. The record is from RefSeq and is a predicted model, not a curated record. Gene Ontology annotation, molecular function: signaling receptor activity. The transcript is spliced from 7 exons. Lineage: Eukaryota; Metazoa; Chordata; Mammalia; Didelphimorphia; Didelphidae. The coding region runs from base 1 to 726 and encodes 241 amino acids.
AUGGCGAGGUGGGAGCUGUGGGCCACCGCCGUGUCCUUGCUUUUCCUCUCUAUCCGAGCGUUUCCACAGACUGAUAUUAAAAUCAGCCCAGGUGAGUGUGAACAGGGACUCUUCCUUUCAGGACAUUUUGCAAAGGUCAGCCCGGUCCUGGAGCGGGGUGGCAUGUUCCAGAUGCCAGCGGCCGAGGUCCAAAAGGCAGUGCAAAGGGAAGAGCCCUGGAGUUGGAGUCAAGGAGAUCUAAAUGUAAAUCCUGCCAUGCCAGAGAUGAUUCAACCCUAUCCAUGCCCCCUGUUCUGGAUGGAGUAUGAAGGUUACUGCUACAGAUUUUUCCCUCUUAAUAAGACAUGGGCUGAGGCUGACCUUUACUGUGCAGAGUUCUCCAUAGGAACAAAGUCAGCCAAAUUGGCUUCCAUUCACAGCUGGGAGGAGAAUGUUUUUGUGCAUGAUCUCGUAAACAGCUGUGUGCCAGGAAUACCAACAGACAUCUGGAUGGGACUUCAUGACCGGAGACAGGAAGGUCAGUUUGAAUGGACAGAUGGCACAUCCUAUGACUAUAACUUCUGGGAUGGAAACCAGCCAGAUGAUGGCAUCCACUCUGCCCUUGAGGAAGAGGACUGUGUACAGAUCUGGUACCGUCACAAUAGUGCACUAAGAUCAUGGAAUGACAAUUCCUGCAGCCAGAAAUUCCCAUUUGUGUGCAAGAUCCCAUCGAGAACAAUUAACUAA